GCGUGUAGAAAGUAAAUACUGCGACGGAGACAGAGUAGAACGACGGCAGUGUGUCGCGCAUAUCUUUAUUCCUUUGACUUGUUUGUGAUUGUGUAGCAUAAAGGCUACUCACCAUAAACUCAUUUGACUAUUUUUAUAUUCCGAAGAACACAGAAAGGGAUAGGCUAUAUUUUUCGAGGUCCUCUUGAAAAUCAUGUUUGGGGCUCAUAUAGCCUAUCUGGGGUUUACUGCAAAAAUAGUAAUAUCCGAUUAAUAGGCUACCCUUUGUCAGUCGAAUUUUCAUGCAUAGUUUAUGCCUGUAUUCUGCAGUAUUGGUGAGCGCAUGUAGCAAGCUUGUCAGUUAGGGGAUCCUGCACGAAGACCAGUCAGCGCUUAACAGAGGGGCUGUAUUAAUAGGCUGUUCUCCGGUAUUGAACGCAUUUUUUAGAGCCGAUUUAUAGACAAGCAACAGGAACUUGUGUGCACGUUGCGAAGAAGCCAAGGGCUACAAUAAAUCUGAACAGGGAAUAAAAUGACUAUGUCCGUCCAGGAGAGGAAUUCGGGGUCUGGGGGAAAGGAAGAAGAGAGCGAGGAUGAAAGCGAAAUUCUGGAGGAGAGCCCUUGCGGUCGUUGGCAAAGGCGAAAAGAGCAGGUGAGCCAAGGCAAUGUCCCAGGAAUUGAGAGUGCAUCUUUGGCCAUGGACACAGAGGAAGGGGUGGAAGUGGUGUGGAAUGAGGUGCUGUUCUCUGAGAGGAAGGUGUUUAAUGCCCUGGAGGACAAAAUCAAAGCUAUGUUUGAGAACCUGAUGCAGGUGGAGCACCCAAACAUUGUCAAGUUCCACAAGUACUGGCUGGACAUGAGGGAUAACCAGGCCCGAGUGAUAUUCAUCACAGAGUACAUGUCUUCAGGCAGUCUCAAGCAGUUUCUGAAGAAGACUAAGAAAAACCACAAGACCAUGAAUGUGAAGGCAUGGAAGCGCUGGUGUACACAAAUCCUCUCUGCCCUCAGUUACCUGCACUCAUGUGACCCACCUAUCAUCCAUGGCAACCUCACCUGUGACACCAUAUUUAUCCAGCACAACGGCCUCAUUAAAAUCGGCUCAGUUUGGCACAGGCUGUUUGUCAAUGUCUCUCUUUUUGCAGUGUUCCCAGAGGUGGGUGUUCAGGGUAAAGUGCGGCCCCACCGGGAUGAGCAGAGGAACCUCCAUUUCUUCUCUCCAGAGUAUGGCUCAUCUGAAGAUGACUACGCCAUCGACAUUUUCUCUUUUGGGAUAUGUGCCCUGGAGAUGGCUGUGUUGGAGAUCCAGGCCAAUGGAGAUGCUGUUGUGUCCAAGGAGGCCAUAAGCAAUGCCGGGCAGUCCCUGGAGGACCCUCUUAUGAGAGAGUUCACCCAGUCCUGUGUACGUCAUGAGGCCAAGAUGAGGCCCACAGCCCACGACCUGCUUUUCCACCGCGUGCUCUUUGAAGUCCACUCCCUCAAGCUCUUAGCUGCCCAUUGCUUCAUCAACAACCAGUACCUUCUCCCUGAGAACUGUGUGGAGGAGAAGACCAAGUCCUUUGACCCCAAUGGCGUCAUGGCAGAAAUCGAACAUAAAGGCCGUCCGGGAGUGCAGCUGAAGUACUCCCAUGUCUCCCCUCUGGAGCUGGACAAGUUCCUGGAGGAUGUCAAGAAUGGGAUCUACCCUCUGAUGAACUUCGCCUCCGCCCGCCCUCACCCUGUCCCGCGCGCCCUUUCCUUGUCCCAGGAGCACAUGGAGACCGUGAAGACCCCCACCCCAGAGCCACAGGAAAUGGAGACCAGAAGGGUUGUACAGAUGCACUGCACUAUGGAGUCCAAUGAAGAAGGGACACGGACUCAUCUUUCGCUGUUCCUGAGGAUGGACGACAAGCUUCACCGGCAACUCAGCUGUGACAUACUGCCCUCUGACAACUCCAAGGACCUGGCCAAUGAGCUGGUUCACUAUGCCUUUAUCAGUGAGGAGGAUUGUGAGAAGCUGGCGAUGUUCCUUGAGGAUGAGCUGUGCAAACACAGAAGCGUUACAACUGUUUCGUCUGGGGCAAUGGCGAUGUUGCACUAAAGGGUGGGUGGGAG
This is a messenger RNA of Conger conger (European conger), 2070 nucleotides long. Its product is annotated as nuclear receptor-binding protein 2-like. Gene Ontology annotation, molecular function: protein serine/threonine kinase activity; ATP binding. The record is from RefSeq and is a predicted model, not a curated record. Gene Ontology annotation, biological process: protein phosphorylation; endoplasmic reticulum to Golgi vesicle-mediated transport; intracellular signal transduction. Gene Ontology annotation, cellular component: cytoplasm; endomembrane system. Lineage: Eukaryota; Metazoa; Chordata; Actinopteri; Anguilliformes; Congridae. Bases 512 to 2056 code for a protein of 514 amino acids. The transcript is spliced from 18 exons.